Molecule: messenger RNA, 3042 nt
Organism: Pochonia chlamydosporia 170
Lineage: Eukaryota; Fungi; Ascomycota; Sordariomycetes; Hypocreales; Clavicipitaceae
Product: morphogenesis protein (Msb1)
Exons: 6
Coding region: 1-3042 (1013 amino acids)
Source: RefSeq, a predicted model, not a curated record
AUGCCAGGCUUUCUCUCUCGCCUUAAAGGCCGUGACGGCCUCAGGAAGAAGAAGAACGCAGUCCAAGGACUAAACGAUUCUCUUCCACAAAAGCCCAAAUGGGAUGACGCCUAUACACGGUCAUCUGUAGAACCAGAGGAAAUUCACGAGCUGUUGCAUUUCUGCACGGCAGAGCUCAAGGCGCGCGGUCUUGAUAUUCCAUUUCUUCUACUUCCCUACCGACCAACGUCCGACCCCAGUGCGGUUCGCACUUUUGUCAGACACUUUUUCGAUGAUACCUACGGCUUAAAGGGCGAGGCACUGAGCCAGGAGUUACGAAUGACCGAGCCAAUGGUCAUAUCUGGCGUCGCAAAGUGGUGCUGGAGUCGUCUCUCAGGUGGUGUUGUUGGUUGGGAUGCAUACGAGCUGUUCAAAAUUGGAGAGGGUGAUUCGCGCAUGGCAAGAGACUCCUUCAAAACAUUUAUUCCCUUGAGUGUGGAAAGCGGCUCCAGACAACGCAUCAUUUUCGAUUUCUUUGAGUUAAUAGCAGCAAUUGCUGCUCACGGCAAAUCGAAUGGUUUUGGUGGACGCCAGCUGCCUCGAAUGGCAGCGUGGUGGGCAUUCGAGCAGAAAGACACUGGCAGUGGUUUUGAUGGAGGUUACAAGGCGUGGCAAAAAGCUGCCGAUGCAACCACCCAUCUGUUUUUUGCCUACUUGCGAUCGCUGAGUCCUGAAGAAGGCCUCACAGGAAUUACUAUGCUUCCCAGGUCGCUAGAAAAGCUGCUCAAUGAAACCGAAUAUCCACCAAGCACUCCAGCUACUCUCAUAUCGAGAACUAACAAGCUGGUCAUGUUGGUCGACACGGUUUCCCCCACACCAUUCGCUCUGCUUCGCCGAGCUGGCCACUUCCAGUAUCGCGACUCGGAUCCAGCCCUGCAGCAGUUUUCUGAGUACGACGACCCGGUACAAGCAUUGACUGAGGAAUGCCUCCGAGUAUUGCGCGCAAUUUCGGCUGCAAACGAGUCGCAAGUAUCCAGUGUCAAGCACUCGACCAGCUUGCGUGACGCCUCCUGGUCGCGGUUUGAAGACAUUGGCUUUGCUGGCACAGUGGAGGAGGAGCCUCAAGUUGAAGACAACCAUGUUCAAUCACAGCUCCAUGGGCUGCGAAACGCGCCAGUAUCCGGCACCGACCUCGGCCGCCCAACGACGCCCUCGUGGGCUGACUUUCUGUCAUCGGGCUUCAUCGAUGAGACCCAGGCUCCUCCUAAUGUGCUAUUGCCGCCUGACAAGGUGCUGCCUCCCAUUGAGACUCAGAUCAGACAACAGAGCUCCCAGUCGCAUCGCCCGAGAUUGGAGACCACAGCCACUCUGCGACCGGGAGAGCUUGCCAGCAUUACUUUGGUUGACCUGGACAACGCCUUUUGGUGGGUUUGGAUGAAUAGCUUGGCUCCUGAGGAAACAUCUGAUCGUAAGUCUGCAUUUGGUCGUUGUGCCAUCAUUGAGACAAAGAUUGCUGGAGGCCGUUGGCUUGUCAUGGAGGAAAUGAUUGCAGGCGCUGCUCCAGAACCAGAUGAAGGAGCCUACAUUGCGGAAAAGAAAGGCUUUUUCAGCUGGACUAAACGCGGUAGGAGUAUGGCGCGCCGUAAGUCGGUUGGCAAGCAUGCCCUGGACCGUGGUGACAACAAUGCCUCAAACAAUUUCGGAAGCAGCAAAACGAGUGUUGGACCAGACACUCAUGCUAGAAUCCAAGCCAAAGCAGCUCAGAUGCGCGCCGUUCAGGAACAUGAGCAGCAAGCAACGUUAAGACGCGGCAGGACUGAUGAGACGGCGCCAGAGAAAACUACGAGCGUGCUUUCAUUACAGCCUAACCUUGCCCCGGAAGCGAUCUCUGCCAUGAGAUGGGCUAAGAAGUACGACAAGGGCACCAUUAAGGAUGCGUACAUGGCCAACAGCAAUGCUGGGCGUGGAGUUGCUGUUCCUACACCAACUUCGCCGCAGACCAAUGGCACUGCCGUCACCAACGGCAAUGGGCAUGUUCACGAUAAGAAACCUGAUGUGCCGGUCAAGGACGAACCCCCCGUCGCGAGUACACCGGUCAAACCGCAGCCGCCAACGCCAGAGCCAGAGACCAAGCAGAUUGACCCUCAACCUAAGGAGCGUGUUGUCGAGAAGACGCUCGAGAGCCCAGUCCCGCCCCCAAAGGAUGUCGAUAAGCCCGUCACCCCUGUGACUCCCUCGGCACUGGCUGUUGUUGAGAGUCCAUCUCCUGUGGCAAAUGCUGAUGCCUCGAAGCAGAAGGGCAUGUUCCAGGCAAACAAGGAGAAAUCCGGCUUGAGGAAGCUGUUUAAGCGCAAGAACCGUUCAUCCAAGGUGCCCGACAAUGCCGGGGCUGAUCUAGAAAGCAUGCUACGCAAGGAGCCAACUGUUGCCGAAGAAUCCUCUCGCACAUCCACCGCUACCAAGUCCAUUGUGCCAGAGGAGACCACGCCAGUGGCUACCCCAGUUCCGGAGUCGAAGGUGGACUCUAAAGAACCCCCUGCUGCUACUGAGGCCAUUUCACACACUUCCGUUGAGAAUGCAGAGCCUACAUAUGAUCCUUCAGCCAGCGAGAGUCUGACUCCUGUUGACACCCUUGAUGCAGCUGAGGCCAAGCGCGAGUUUGCUCGAUUCGAUCAAGGGCCCCUCGCUGAUCAGCCAGCUUUCGCACCCGACGAUGAUGAUGACGAUGCUACUCCACCACCGAUUGCCCGGCAUCCCAUUUCCAGAGAAGACAGUGGAAGCAAAAUUCAGGCUGACGAGCCAGUCGAAACACUCAGCCAGAGUGCCGGCCCUGGUGUCCAAGAUCGAUGGGCCCAAAUUCGUAAGAAUGCUGCGCAAAGAGCCGCUACCCGCCAGAGAGAGGAUGGUACUCGGCCCACAAAGGCCUCAGGUGAUGAUGAUGACACCAGCGUAGAAGAGACAAUUGAGUCACGCGUUGCCCGAAUCAAGGCACGCGUUGCUGAACUCACGGGCAAUAUGGAGACCGGAAACGGCCCUCAGCAGUCGGUAGCCGGGAAAUCUUAG